UUUCUCUCUCUCUCUCUCUCUCUCUCUCUCUCUCUCUCUCUCACAUCUAUCUUUCUCUUUCACUUUCUCUAUCUACCUUGAUACUCUUAAUUAAGUCGCCCACCGGACUAUCCAUAAAUCUCUGUACACUCUGUCCGUGUUAAGUCUGUUGUGGACCAGUGAAUGCAGGAAAUACGAGGAACGGAGUCGCGACUCAUGCAAGCAAUAAAUUAGAGACCAACUAAGUAUGACCACGGCACCGAAGACGUAACGGAAGUAACGUUACGACAACAGGAAACCGAAGGUGUCAGUUACGCCGAAAUUAGCUAAAUUUAAGCUAAACUAGAUUCUAAAAGAUUUGGUCCAAUAGAGAAAAAAAAAGACGGUUAACGAUUGUCAAAAGCGAAAUUUAAUCGCAUUAGCUGCGCUAAGGGAAAAAUAAUGCAAACGUGAGUAUCACGCGUAAAUUGCAAAAUUACGCGCGCAAAAAAUCACGAGACUUUCAAUUCGAGCGAAAGAGACUCCUAAGUCAAAAUAUUUUUUCGAUUAAGUGUGGUACUAUCGUAAUUUACAUUUUAAAAUACGCAUCGAUUACAGUGGGAACAAGCUCGAUCAACGAAGUUGGUUUCGCAAAUCAAUAUAUUGUUUGAGCCGGAAAAAUAAUCCAACGAUAAACAACGGCUUCAACAAGAACGAGCCAAGAGGACGAGCGAGAGGAAGAGCGCGCGUGGAAGUAUUUACGUAUUCGACAACGAUGGCAUUAUCCUGAAACGGGCAUGACGCCCUUGGCCUCGAGAUGCGACGAGACCACCACCCUCCUAUUGCUGCUGCUACUCGAGCUGGCACCCGGGGCACGUUGCUAUUCGCGCGCGGCCGCAACCUCUGCUUUGUCCUUACCGAGAUAGCAUCUACAGUCCCCGGCGAGGGUGCGAGUGAUGCCGCUUCUCGGCAGCAUUAUGACCAUCGCCGUCGAUAGUCCGACAACGGCGUCCACGAGCGUCUUUGAGGGGAACAUGACGUGGUCUCGACCAAUCAGUGGUGGCUCUACGUUUCCGAGUAACGAGGCCCUCCCGACACGUGCGAUCUCAAACGGUAAGCAACAGCGGCGUCUGACCGCGACAGCUACCAGUGAUCGUGUUAGUCGCCUCUUCAGCGGUGGAGGUGCUGAGAAAGGACCGAGCAAGAACGCUGCUAAAAACAACGAAAAACACAUCGAGGGCAACAAGCGUAACACCACGACAGGAAGAGAGGGCGGCAAGCCCAAGCAAGAGGUAGCGAGAAAGGAAGCUUCCGAUCAUUGCGGCCACACGUCAGAAACUCGAAUUUGUGGCAGGAACACUGUAGACGCGGCAAAGAGCGGAGAAGUUGCAUUUACUGACGAAGAAAGAAGGGUAGGAAUAAGUAUUGAGGGCGACAGCAGUGAACAAAGUGGUGACAGCGUAGGCAGUACUACCGAUAGUGUGAGUGUGAGUACAGGUGUAUCGAACAGCACGGAGGAGGAAGUUGUGAUCGGAAAGGAUUGGUUGCUCUUCGGUUUUAGCGACACAAUGGAGGACACGAUCAAUUCGUUCAACGACUCGUUCAACGGUAGUUUCCGUCAUCCAUGGAAUAUUAGUUAUAACGAGACUUUCAUUGUUCUGGAGGGUAUGUACCCGUCGGGAUACACUCUCCCGCAUAUUAUAUUGGCGUCUAUCCUCGCGACGCUACUGAUGAUCGUGAUCGUCGUGGGAAAUAUGCUGGUGAUAAUCGCCAUUGCCACGGAGAAAGCGCUCAAGAACAUACAGAAUUGGUUCAUAGCCAGCCUCGCGGUAGCGGACUUCUUCCUCGGUCUAGUGAUUAUGCCAUUCUCUCUCGCUAAUGAGAUAAUGGGUUACUGGAUCUUCGGGUAUUGGUGGUGUGACAUUCAUUCUGCCAUGGACGUGUUGUUGUGUACGGCCAGUAUCAUGAAUCUGUGCCUAAUCAGCUUAGACAGGUUUUGGAGCAUUACACAAGCGGUCGACUAUCUGAAGAAAAGAACACCGGCUAGAGCGGCACUCAUGAUCGCCCUCGUCUGGCUAUUAUCAGCGCUUGUUUGUAUACCACCGUUACUCGGAUGGAAAAGACCUGCUCCGGCUGAAGAAUAUCCUAAAUGCUUGCUGUCGGAGGACAUCGGGUAUGUCCUUUACUCUGCCCUGGGCAGCUUUUACAUCCCAUCCUGCAUCAUGGUCUUCGUGUACAUACGUAUAUACUUCGCUGCCAAGGCUCGCGCACGUCGCGGCAUCCGGAAACAGCCCCGUCCACGUGCGGUGCCGCCGGAAUCGCCUGACAUCAGGCAGACCAGCUUCACUCAAAGCACACCGGCAACCGAUACUAAGAAGCCUCCGGGAUCAGUCAUGGAAAACGUUGCCACGAUCGAGAACCAGCCGGUCCAGAUACCGAUUGUCACAUGCGACUUCGCCAGCGACGUCAGCACGUCAGAAGCUGAUCCCGGUGGAGGCAUUAGUAUACCGAUGGAAGAGAAGGACACGCUGAAGGUGAGUAUACCGGUGCCGGCACAAAAGAGCAACUUAAAGGCGACUCUGUCAGUGAACGGAGACGGGCAGUCAGGAGGUCAGAAUGUACCGGCGCGAUGCCGAGCGCCCAGCGUUGGCAUCGACGUCGACAUGGUGUCCGAGUUUGAUCCCUCGUCAUCGGACAGUGGCGUGGUGUCGAGAUGCGCGGUGGUAAAGCCGCUCAAGCUGCGAUUGUGCCAGCCGAUCUUCGGUCGUAAACACGUAGGUAAGUUGAAGAGGGAACACGGCGAUGCGGGGCGACACGCGGGCAAGGACGAAUCCGGCGGCAACGGCAAGACGGCGAAGCAGCGCGAUCCAGAGAAAGAGAAGAGGAGAAUAGCAAGAAAGAAGGAGAAGCGCGCCACGCUGAUACUGGGCUUCAUAAUGGGCAGCUUUAUCGCUUGUUGGCUGCCCUUCUUUGUCCUUUACAUCGUCAAACCUCUCUUUCCUGAUUUCGAUAUACCCUCGCAGGCCUUCGUAAUCGCAUUUUGGCUCGGCUACACCAACUCGGCGCUGAAUCCCUUUAUUUACACAGUCUUCAACAAGGACUUCCGCCGUGCUUUUCGCCGAAUAUUGUUUAAAUGAGCAAUACAGUAUAGCGUCGACCAGGAGGGACGCUAGCGAUAAUUACAUUUUCCGUCCUCGGGUAUGUGAAUAUACCGAUGGUACUCCGAGGAUGUUUUCUCGAUCGCAUCGCGCGGUAUCCGAUCUGUUAUCCCCGCGUUAUCCUCGCGUUAUCCUCGAGAGAAACUUUAAUCAUAAGAGGAAGGUGGAAUUUUACAAUGCCACUGAAACACUUGCGGAAGAUGGAAUCGGAAAUGCGCGAGGAGUUUGCUUGCGACAAGACGGCAAGUUCGUGUUUCAGAUCGAAAAAAGUUUUCCAGCUGAUUUUUUCGGAAUACAAAAUGAGCACUGGAAACUGCAAAAUCGCACGUGCGAAGAAUGAGAGAUGAAGAGAGAGAGAGAAAGAGAGAGAGAGAGAGACGAGUUGAUCUCACGUCUCUGAGUUGGUGUAUUCCUUCAGAGGGGAAUGUUGUCAUCUUCCAAAAAACCGACUCCUUUGCGACUAUCAAAUCAACGUACAACUUUACCCCGAAAACGAUGCGAGAUAUAUCGUAUUGCAAGUCAUUUUACGGUACGCGAGAU
Molecule: messenger RNA, 3656 nt
Organism: Temnothorax curvispinosus
Lineage: Eukaryota; Metazoa; Arthropoda; Insecta; Hymenoptera; Formicidae
Gene: Octalpha2R
Product: alpha-2Da adrenergic receptor
Exons: 3
Coding region: 915-3095 (726 amino acids)
Biological process (GO): adenylate cyclase-activating adrenergic receptor signaling pathway
Cellular component (GO): membrane
Molecular function (GO): G protein-coupled amine receptor activity
Source: RefSeq, a predicted model, not a curated record